Glycine soja is the source of this 1905-nucleotide messenger RNA. Its product is annotated as calmodulin-binding receptor-like cytoplasmic kinase 2. The coding region runs from base 192 to 1508 and encodes 438 amino acids. Lineage: Eukaryota; Viridiplantae; Streptophyta; Magnoliopsida; Fabales; Fabaceae. The transcript is spliced from 6 exons. The record is from RefSeq and is a predicted model, not a curated record. Gene Ontology annotation, biological process: protein phosphorylation. Gene Ontology annotation, molecular function: protein kinase activity; ATP binding.
ACCACCGAAACUGAAGACAAAGACAACAAGAGAUUGAAAUUAGCAAAUGAAAUUGUCAAUCUUGGGUUCCACGGCGCAUAACAGCGUCACCUACCUUUUAAUAUUGCAAAGUCGUUGCACUUCUUACUUCACUUCAAUUGACUCUCUCUCUCUCCUCCACCAACCCGCCAAUUUUUCUCUCUCUAAAACACAUGACAUCUCCUUAUACUCCUCGCCGGCGAUCCAGCUCCGACCACCGCACCAGGCCAGAAAGAGCGCCCCCCUCCCCCGGUUACGCCUCCUCCGAGUUCAGCACCUCCUCCACCGUCUCCGCCCACCGGAACUCCGUCUCCGCCGUCGCCAAGUCCUUCGCCGGAAUCUUUGCCGGGUGCUUCUCCCCGCCGGAUUCCGACAACUCCAAGAGCCUCGGGGAUUCCGAGGAGUUCAAGUCUUCUUCCACUGUAUCAAAUGCUUCCAGAGCUGGUAGUCAGAGAGGGCAUGGCUCGAAACGAGGUACCAGCAUCAGUUCAUACAACAUAUUACCAGCGAAAGAACCAGGCAGUGUUGAGUUCACCAUGGAGGAAAUCUUCCGAGUCACAAGAAACUUCUCCCCUUCUUUCAAGAUUGGCCAAGGUGGUUUUGGUGCUGUCUAUAGGGCCAAACUCCUGGAUGGGACUGUUGUUGCAGUAAAGCGUGCUAAGAAGAGUGUGUAUGAGAAACAUUUGGGGGUGGAGUUCCAGAGCGAGAUCCAAACACUAUCACGUGUGGAACAUUUGAACUUGGUCAAGUUCUUUGGAUAUUUGGAGCAAGAGGAUGAAAGGAUCAUUGUUGUGGAGUAUGUUCCAAAUGGAACCCUUAGAGAGCAUUUAGAUUGCAUUCAUGGAAGCGUUCUGGACCUUGCUGCACGUUUAGAUAUAGCAAUUGAUGUUUCUCAUGCUAUUACCUAUCUUCAUAUGUAUAUAGAUCAUCCUAUCAUUCACAGAGACAUAAAAUCUUCGAACAUUCUUCUCACUGAAAAUUUUCGAGCUAAGGUAGCAGACUUUGGUUUUGCUAGACAAGCCCCUGACAGUGACUCUGGCAUGACACAUGUUUCCACCCAAGUAAAAGGAACAGCUGGUUACUUGGACCCUGAAUACCUGAAAACUUAUCAACUAACUGAAAAGAGUGACGUGUAUUCAUUUGGAGUUUUGCUUGUUGAACUUGUCACAGGAAGACGCCCCAUUGAACCAAAAUUUGAACUCAGGGAGCGAAUCACGGCAAGAUGGGCUAUGAAGAGGUUCAUUGAGGGAGAUGCUAUCUCAGUCUUGGACCCAAGACUGGACCAGAUUGCUGCAAAUACUUUAGCACUAGAAAAGAUCCUUGAGCUAGCUUUACAGUGCUUGGCUCCACGUAGACAAAGUAGGCCAACUAUGAAGAGAUGUGCUGAGAUCCUUUGGUCCAUCCGCAAGGAUAUCAGAGAGCAGCUAUCCGCUUCAAAUUUCCGCUCAUUUUCCACUUCUUCCCAAAGAAGCACCUCAUUGAAAGAGUGAGAAUGCUAAAGUUGCAACACUAGCAUCAAAGAAUGUUAAGUUAGGACAAGCCAUGGCCUUGGGAGAGAAAAACCAUUCUUCCAAAUAAUGAUAGGCAACUUUGGCACUUGGGAUGGUUAAUUGGUGUUGGACUAGGGUGGCAUAUUGGCAUGUGGAAAUUCAUAUUUUGUGGAAAUUGUACAUGAGAGUUUUGGCUUGUGUGUAGGAAUGGGGAGAGCAUACUUCCCUUAAAGAUGAUGAGUGCCUUCCUUUCCUUAACUGUGCAUUUCUUUUACUUCUUGGAACAACACAAGGAGGAAAACUUUUGUAUUCUAUUGAUUGGAAACUUGAUUGGUGUAUUAUUAUUUGGGUAUGAUAUUCCAUUUUGCGGUUAAAUAUAUCCUCCACUUUUUUUUUC